Messenger RNA from Trifolium pratense (red clover), 1302 nucleotides. Its product is annotated as agamous-like MADS-box protein AGL15. The record is from RefSeq and is a predicted model, not a curated record. The transcript is spliced from 8 exons. Gene Ontology annotation, biological process: positive regulation of transcription by RNA polymerase II. Gene Ontology annotation, cellular component: nucleus. Gene Ontology annotation, molecular function: RNA polymerase II cis-regulatory region sequence-specific DNA binding; protein dimerization activity; DNA-binding transcription factor activity, RNA polymerase II-specific. The coding region runs from base 280 to 1023 and encodes 247 amino acids. NCBI's taxonomy places the organism in Eukaryota, Viridiplantae, Streptophyta, Magnoliopsida, Fabales, Fabaceae.
UUUCAAGCAUUCGCCAUUUGGGGAAAAAACGCUCCUUCUCUCUCUCCUUAGCCCCUUUAUUUAUCUUCUCCCUUAAAAUUUUCCAACCCUCUUUCCUAAGUAAUGCAGAACAUUCAAAACCCUCAUAGGCCAAAUGGGUUGGUGGUUUUUAACUAGUUGAGACAAAAAAGGAACAACCUUUAUACUUUUUUUUCAAUUAAAAAUUCAAUUUUUACAACUGGGUUUAUUUUUAUUCUUCAUUUUGAUCAAUUGGGUUUUCUUUGUUUUGAAAAAGAAGAAAUGGGUAGGGGAAAAAUUGAGAUUAAAAGGAUUGAAAAUGCUAAUAGUAGACAAGUUACAUUUUCUAAGAGAAGAACUGGGUUGUUGAAAAAGGCUCAGGAGCUAGCUAUUCUUUGUGAUGCUGAGGUUGCUGUUAUCAUUUUUUCAAACACAGGGAAACUUUUUGAGUUUUCAAGUUCUGGUAUGAAGCGAACACUUUCAAGAUACAACAAAUGCACGGAUUCUUCAGAGAGUGCAUCGGUAGAAUAUAAAACAGAGAAGGAUGAUACUAAGAUGGUGGAGAUUCUUAAAGAUGAAAUUGCAAAACUAGAAACAAAUCAACUACGGCUGUUGGGAAAGGACUUAACAGGAUUGGGUUUAAAGGAACUGCAACAUCUAGAGCAGCAAAUUAAUGAGGGACUAUUAUCCGUGAAGGAGAGGAAGGAAGAAUUGCUUAUGGAACAACUGGAGCAGUCUAGAAUACAGGAGCAGAAGGCUAUGCUGGAGAAUGAAACUUUGCGAAGACAGGUUGAGGAGCUUCGAUGCUUGUUUCCGAUAGCAGAACGUGUAAUGCCAACUUAUCUUCAGUAUCACCAUGUGGAAAGAAAGAAUUCAUUUGUAGAUAACAGUGUUAAAUGUCCCAGCUUCGCCAGAAACUGUGCAAAUGAUAAAGCUGAUUCAGACACCACAUUGCAUCUAGGGCUACCAACUGAUGUUCGUAAUAAGAAGACUCCUGAGAAAAAAAAAAUUUCUAAUGAUUCGUAGAGUCGGAAGGCUUUGCUCUGAUCCAGUUCUGGCAAAAAGUGGAACUUGAGACUAAUUUAGUGCAGGUGUAGUUGUGCAAAGUAUCAGUUAAGAUCACAUAGGAAAUGUAGGAUUGUAGGCGACAACCAGAUUAUAAAUGUAGAAUCUGGCUCCUCUUUUAAGGGUAUUUUGCAAGGUGCUGAUUAAUGAUUAUACCAAUUUUUGGGAUAAUGGCUGUAAAAAUCUUAAAUUCUGAACCUUGUUUUAGUUUUCAUGAAAAAUAUGCUUAGGCUUAUUGCA